This is a messenger RNA of Drosophila subpulchrella, 1799 nucleotides long. RefSeq lists its product as uncharacterized. Bases 26 to 1726 code for a protein of 566 amino acids. Gene Ontology annotation, cellular component: nucleus. Gene Ontology annotation, molecular function: nucleosome binding; DNA binding. Lineage: Eukaryota; Metazoa; Arthropoda; Insecta; Diptera; Drosophilidae. The transcript is spliced from 3 exons. The record is from RefSeq and is a predicted model, not a curated record.
UGUUACAAAAUUUAUCUAACCAAUAAUGGUCAUUCAGCGAAGUUGGAAAAUCCCCACCGAUGUGGGGGGUUCCUUAAACAGCAACACCACAUCAGCGAACGAAGUGCAGCAGCGUUCUUCUCCGGGCAUGCAGCUGCAGGCAGCAAACUCCUCCUCAGACGACUCCGACUGUUCCAAUCAAACCACUCAUUCAAUGGACACACGGGUGGCCAGUCCGGUGGAUGGGGUAAGAAAGCAGGCGGAGAAGGAUGCGGCAGCAGAGAGCAACACAAUCACCUUGUCCCUGCUGGGCGAGUCCACGUCCUCGGAUGCGGAGUCCUCGCAGAAAUAUGUAACCACACCAGACAUGGCGGAGAACAUGUUGCAACGCAUUCGCCAAAGACUUGGUGGUUCACAUAACACGGAAAGCGGCGGCAGUGCAGAGUCCGCCAUGAGAGCUCUGGAACUUCUUAGGAUUACUGUACAACAAGCCUUCGAUGCGGAGGUCAACGAGAUAAUCAAACGAUACAUGCAAAACUAUUUUAAGCCCGCUUUUGGCAACAUCAAGGAGAACCUUGGUCAGCAUACAGUCAACGAGGAAACGUUGCAGAAGAUGUCAUCAUGUGCUCUGUUGGAAAACGCUAAGGCUCAGUACACGACCUUUGUGCGCCAGCAUCGUUUGGUGGCUGGCGCUACGGAGCAGCAGCGCAUGGCUCUCAAACGCACAGCUAAGCAAGAGAUUAACCAAGUUAACAAAGUAUUUGCUCCAAACACGGGCUUUGUGGCCACCAAACCGAUGCCCUGCACGGCCACCACGGUCAACCAGUUGCCCACCCAGAACCAACAACCUGCACCUCAGCCUCUUCUGCUCCAACAACCGGAGUUGCAAACAGUUCAGCCCUUGCAGCCGCAGCAGGAACAAACACAAACUCAAACGCAAAACCAACAGCAACAGCAGCAUCGCCCCGCGGUUACUCCAUUGGUGGGUGGCACUCUGCCCACUCCUGUCCGACGGCAGAUAUUCUGGAACACCGCUCAGAUCUCCACCACCACCAAGUUUGUGCUGGAUGUGCAGGCCAACCUAGCGUUUGGUUUUGGCACUGACGGUAAAGAGCGUUUGGCCAGCAAGCAUCCGGAAUUGAUACGCUACCUGCCGGAUGGCGAGGACAGGGAGUGGCUGGCCACUCGGGGCAUUAUACCAGCCGAGAAUCGCAGCUCGCGGUUCUUGUUUCUAAUCUACGAUGAAGUAUGCCGUCUGCAGCAAACUCACGACCUGUAUCGCCACAAAACCAACAUUGAUCUCAGCAUGAUGCUCACGUUUAGUGUGACCGAAGCCAUGAUACACAAGAUGCGCCUGUUUUUUGUGGAUCUGAAUAUAAAGAGCCGCGGGCUUAUAACCAAUUCGUAUAUUAUGCCCAGCCAGCAGCAGUCGGGAAAUGCCAACAACAGUCAUCUGAGGAAUGCUCUGCUGCAGGGCGCCUCAGCGCAGCAGCAACAACAAGUAGCCACGCCGCCGUCUGAAGAAACCGUGCUAAAGGAACUCCCGGCUGCUUCUCCCACUCCCUGCUUGCAGGGACAGGUGGUGGGCAGCACGACAACGCCGCUUAAGACCAAGCUGGCUGCCAGUUCCACCCUCAGCUCCUCGCACGCCACACUUACGGCUUUGCUGAACAACGGAGGAGUUGUUGUGGGCUCUACUCCGGCAGGCAGUUCCGCUCCCAGCACCAUUGGGAAAUUUAGAAAUUAAGUGAAGUGUUAGUUUAUUUUUCGUUGCCUGUUACCAAUCAAAAAAUUGUAUGUAUCUUAAGUUGCUGGUUGAA